GCCCCGACACUGAUCUCGGGAACGAAUGCCCACCGCACGCCACCAUGCAUCGCCGGCCAACGACGUCGUCGACCGCUAUCGCACCGCCUGCACGCUCGUCUGCGCUUGCUGCCUUCGACAGGUCUCGUAUGCGCCAUGCCCACAACCCGCGCUCUCCCGUCCUGUGCGUGCCUGAGUCUCCCAUUGAGAACCACCGGACGGUAGCACGACAAUUACGCCCGAUGCAGGGCGUCCAGUUCGCGGCAAAAGUAUCGUAUCGCUGAGACGGCCCCAUGGUAUAAACCCCACCAUGCUUUACCCGCUCCCUCAACCCCUUCCAGCUCUCUGAUCGUCCCUGAUCGUCCCUGAUUGCCCUCCUUGCUCGUGCAUUUCCGCCCUGUCCCCGCUGCAGAAUACAGUCCUCCACCCAUGGCCGACGCAGCAAAAGAGCCCAUCGUGGCAGGCCGGCUAUACGACGCUGAAGUACUCCCCGAUGAAGUAUCAGAAGUCUCCGAAAAGCAGGGCACGGGCGCCGACAGGCAUGCCAUGUGGAGGAUGGGAAAGGUGCAGGAGUUGAGACGCAACUUUCGCUUCGUGUCCAUCUUCGGCUUCUCCAUGAUUCUCAUGGCCAGCUGGGAGACCAUGCUUGGCACUUCGACCAUUGGAUUGAUCGACGGAGGCACCGCCGGCCUGAUUUGGAUGUAUCUUAUCUGCUGGAUCGGUUUUAUCUGUGUCAAUACCUCCAUGGCCGAAAUGGGCUCUAUGGCACCCACGUCCGGCGGCCAGUAUCAUUGGGUGAGCGAGUUUGCCUCCCCACAGAGCCAGCAAUUCCUCAGCUACAUGAUCGGCUGGCUAUGCGUCCUGGGCUGGCAGACCGGCGCAGCGAACACGGCUUUCCUCGCCGGAACCCAGAUUCAGGGCUUGAUAGCACUAAACAAACCCGACUACGCCUUUGAACCUUGGCACGGCACGCUCCUGGUCUUCGCCGUAUCCGCCUUCAACGUCGUCUUCAACACCUUCCUCGUCAAGAAGCUCCCUUUGAUCGAGGCCAUCGUCUUGUUCAUCCAUGUCUUGGGCUUCUUCACCGUCCUAGUCAUCCUCUGGGUUACCGGGCCCGUCGGCAAUGCAGAAGAGACCUUCACCACUUUCAACGACUACGGCGGCUGGAAUAACUUAGGGCUCGCUACGCUCUCGGGUCUGGUCGCCGUAGUGUUGCCUCUCCUUGGAGCCGACGCCGCUGUGCACAUGUCGGAAGAGCUGCGCGAUGCAUCCAAGACGCUCCCGAGAAGCAUGAUCUGGACCACCGUCAUCAACGGCUCCAUGGGCUUCGUCAUGCUUGUUACCUUCUGCUCUGUCCUAGGUAGCCUCGACGACGCUCUUGCCUCGCCAACCAAGCAAGCCUACCUCUACGUCUUCUACAACGCGACCGGAUCUGUAGCUGGCGCUUCCAUCAUGGGCGCUUUAGUGAUCACCAUGGCUAUCUUCUGCAACCUGUCCAUCACCGCCACCUCGUCUCGGCAGCUGUUCGCCUUCGCGCGUGACCAGGGCAUUCCCUUCAGCCAAACUUUUGCAUACGUCCCUCCAAAAUGGGAUGUCCCAAUCAACGCCAUCUGUUUGUCCUUCGCAGUGUCCUGCCUCCUCUCCCUCAUCAACCUCGGCUCCUCGGUCGCCCUCUUGAACAUCGCUUCCCUCUCUACCGCCGCCAUCCUCGCAUCGUACAUUGUCUCUAUAUCCUGCAUUGCGCUCAAACGCAUCCGGGGCGAGCCACUCCUACCUUCCAAGUUCAGCCUCGGCCGCGCCGGGCUUCCUCUCAACAUCCUCUCUAUUAUCUUCCUUAUAUUCGUCUUCAUAUUUUCCUUCUUCCCAAUGGGGCCGAAGCCCACGCCGGCCGGCAUGAAUUGGAGCAUCUUGAUGUUUGGUGUAACCGUCCUGUUCUCGUGGGUCUAUUAUUACUUCAAAGGCAGGCACGUGUACAAAGGCCCAGUGGCAUAUGUGCGCAAGUCCGUUUGAUCAUGGGAGGGCGAUAUCAGACCGUACUCGGUGGGGCCGGACCGUAUUAUUAGCCAAUCGCAGUAUCGAAAAAGACGAGUCUGCCCUGAAACACUAGCUUCAUAAUGAACUGGCGUUUGCCAUUGUAGAGGUGGUCGAAAAUAGCAGCGGACCUUCGCCAUGUGGUUACCUGGGCUGAUGCGCCUAGGGCGGCACCCUCUCAACUACUAGGCCCGGAGAGUCAAAGCAACAAUGAACGGAGACCGCAAAACCGAGCGG
Messenger RNA from Trematosphaeria pertusa, 2247 nucleotides. Its product is annotated as amino acid transporter. Gene Ontology annotation, cellular component: membrane. Gene Ontology annotation, molecular function: transmembrane transporter activity. The record is from RefSeq and is a predicted model, not a curated record. Lineage: Eukaryota; Fungi; Ascomycota; Dothideomycetes; Pleosporales; Trematosphaeriaceae. The coding region runs from base 409 to 1989 and encodes 526 amino acids. The transcript is spliced from 6 exons. Gene Ontology annotation, biological process: transmembrane transport.